Molecule: messenger RNA, 4004 nt
Organism: Hirundo rustica (Barn swallow)
Lineage: Eukaryota; Metazoa; Chordata; Aves; Passeriformes; Hirundinidae
Gene: KCNS1
Product: potassium voltage-gated channel modifier subfamily S member 1
Exons: 3
Coding region: 861-2282 (473 amino acids)
Biological process (GO): regulation of delayed rectifier potassium channel activity; potassium ion transmembrane transport; protein homooligomerization
Cellular component (GO): voltage-gated potassium channel complex; membrane
Molecular function (GO): delayed rectifier potassium channel activity; protein binding
Source: RefSeq, a predicted model, not a curated record
AGCCGCCGUGCCAGGAUCCACACCCCGGGGUGCUGCUGGGUGCCGGGGCGCGGGGACACUCCUCCCCGUCCCUCUGCGGGCGAGUGUAGGGGAGUCCCUGGCCCCGGAGCCUGCCCCCCCCGGGGGCUGCAUUCCCCCUCCCCUGGGAACGGAGCACGGAGGUUCCUCUGGAGAGCUGUGCGCGCACAGCCUGGGACCCGGGAGUGGAGGCUGUUGGUCAUCGCCCUCUCCUGCGCCCGAGGCGAGCAGGGAGUCCCCCGUCAUCUCCAUCUCCGGCCCCGGGCAUUUUGGUGGCCUCUCAGCGUACAGCAGCAGCUUGUGCUCUGCCUGCAGGGAGCAGCCAGUAGCGGGAAUCCCCCUUCCAUUCUCCCCGCUGCCCGCCUGGCAAACCCCGCACCGCCCGAGGCAGGGCUUGGUCCUGAGCAUCUUCGAGCCGACGAGCGCAGAGACUCUCAGCGAUGGGGAUGGGGCACUGCAGGGGCAAUUUUGGAUGACCAGAAAGCAGAUAUCACCCCAGUCCUGUCCCAGCAUAUGGGGACACCACCCUGCAGGAGCUGGGAUGCCGCCCAGCCCCACUGGCCCCCUCUGGCACUCAUCAGGGGACCCCCAGUCGUACUCCAGUGCCAUGGAUCUCUUGCACUGGAUCUCCUCGGUGGUUUGCAGCCAUCGCCCCUGCACACCUGGGACGUGCACGGUCACAAGCCCCGGGUGACAGGGCAUUUAGGUCUAGGCUACAGGCAAAGGAUAAGAGGUUCCUCCUCCUCCUCUACGCAUUUCUAAUGGCUCCUUUGAGACAAGCCACACGACUCCCUGCUGGGAAGCCUCGCUGAGCUGUGGAACCCGCUCCUGCUCUGCUGAUCAUGGUCAACAAGACCUUAAAUUACUGGGGUCCCAGUUUUGAGGAGGACGUUAUCAACAUCAACGUGGGGGGUCUGAGGAGGCGGCUGAGCUCCAGCGCCCUCUCCAAGUUCCCCGACACGCGCCUGGGACGGCUGCUGUCCUGCGACUCCGAGGAGUCCAUCCUGCAGCUCUGCGAUGACUACGACGUGAGCGCCAGGGAGUUCUACUUCGACCGAAACCCCGGCUUCUUCCUCUACGUCCUCCACUUCUACCAGACGGGCAAGCUGCACGUCAUGGAGGAGCUGUGCGUCUUCUCCUUCUGCCAGGAGAUCGAGUACUGGGGCAUCAAUGAAUUCUUCCUGGACUCCUGCUGCAGCUACCGCUACCACGAGCGCAAGCUGGAGAGCCGGCACCACAACUGGGACGAGGAGAGCGAGGUGAGCAGCGUGGACACGUCCCCCGAUGAGAUCUCCGACAUCAACCACGACCUGCUGCGCUACAGCACCCUGCGCUGCGGCAACGUGCGCAAGCGCCUCUGGCUCACCAUGGAGAACCCCGGCUACUCCAUCCCCAGCAAACUCUUCAGCUUCGUGUCCAUCAGCGUGGUGCUGGUGUCCAUAGCUACCAUGUGCAUCCACAGCAUGCCCGAGUACCAGGAGGUGGAUGAGAACGGCAAUGUGCUCGAUGAACCCAUCCUGCACAAGCUGGAGUAUUUCUGCAUCUCCUGGUUCACCUUCGAAGUGUCCUCCCGCCUCCUGCUCUCACCCAACCCCAGGAAGUUCUUCAAGCACCCGCUGAACCUGAUUGACAUUGUCUCAGUGUUGCCCUUCUACUUCACCCUCCUGGUGGACGUGACCAUGGGCAGUGACUCGGAGCUGGGCAACCUGGGCAAGGUGGUGCAGGUGUUUCGGCUCAUGAGGAUAUUCCGGGUGCUGAAGCUGGCUCGGCACUCCACUGGACUGAGGUCACUGGGGGCCACCUUGAAGCACAGCUACCGGGAGGUGGGGAUCCUGCUGCUCUACCUGGCCGUGGGGGUCUCUGUCUUCUCUGGAGUGGCCUACACUGCCGAGAAGGAGGAAGACGUCGGCUUCGACACCAUCCCGGCCUGCUGGUGGUGGGGCACGGUCAGCAUGACCACGGUGGGCUACGGCGACGUGGUGCCCGUCACCGUAGCAGGGAAGCUGGCGGCCUCGGGCUGCAUCCUGGGGGGCAUCCUGGUCGUGGCGCUGCCCAUCACCAUCAUCUUCAACAAGUUCUCCCACUUCUACCGCAAGCAGAAGGCGCUGGAGGCGGCCGUGAGGAACAGCGGGAAGAAGGACCCUGAGGAGAGGGGCAGCACCUCCAGCCGCGACCCAGACUCGGAGGCUCUGAGCGAGACCUCCCUGGACAGGGGCAGCCCCGAGCGCCGCGGUCUGACCCCCGGUGCCCAUCCCAGCCCCUGACCCCUGCGCUGCGGCCCUGGGCCACGUGGGACCUGCCUGCUCACGGUGAGCACAGCACCGCAUCACCCCUGCCCUGCGAAGGACAGGAGGGGUCGGAGGAGAUGCCCAGCGGGUGCUGGCUGCUUCCAGACCCUGCGCCUGCCUGGACGUGUCUCAGCCUUCACCUUGUUCACCCGUGGCCGCAAAGGGAGGUUGUGGUGCUGGAUACAGCUCUGCCAGAAAGGGAGGCAGAAAAUAAGAAAUACAGGUGACCCCCGAUCAGAUGUGCCGAGAGGGAUUUUCCUCUGCCAUAAGGUUUUGUGCUGUCCAGGGUGAGGUUAAAUAGCUCAAGGAUGAGGCAGCCCUCAAGCAGGCUGGCAGCCCUUACAGAUCCUGUGCCAGGCCGACAUCUCCAGCCCCAGCCUUGUCCUACCCCCGGCUGGAAACAGCCUCAAACGGCUCAACUGCCCCCCCAGGCAUAAAGGAAAGGGAAUGAGUCUGUACGGGAGGAGAGGCAGUGUCCAGCUCAGGGUGAGCCCCAUGGUCCCCAGCCCUGCAGUGGGAUCGACUGAACCUCACCUUGCCACUGCAGUCGGAUUUCUCUGCUCUCCUGCACCGCCACUGCUGGGACCCCCAGGGAUCAGUGUCCACUUGGGGGAGGGACAGCAGCUGGGGAUGAGCAGGCAAAAGGAACACUGUCCCCUGGGGCAGCAGCAGUCAAAGGGGUCAAGCUGGGGGAACUGAGGAGCCAAUCCCAGUGGGGCUGUCCCCUAAGCCCUGGUCUCCCUCGCCACAGCCCCUAGCCUGGCUUAAUCCUGCCUCUUCCCUCCCUGUGUCAGGACCAGGCAGGGGCAGGAGGGCUGUGAGGAGGGGGUCACACUGCCCCGGGUGUCCCCACAGGGGGCUGAGCUCCCCGGGUGCCGCUGCACUCACCUUCCCUCUGCAGGGAGAGCUGGGGCAGAGGGGACCUGGCACCCCUUUUGUCACAGCCUGGAACACCAAACCCCCCUCCUGCCUGGACCCCCAGCCCACCUGAGCACUUCUGGGGCUGCUCCCAGCACAGCAUUAAUUCCCUACAGAGUUUUUCCUUGCCCUCCCAGCCCCUGUUCUCUGUUUGGAAAUCGUGCAGCUCCGUUGCACGCAGAGGAGCGCACCCAGCAACGCCCGUUUCGAGCAGGAGAAACGUGCAUCCAGCAAUCCCACCUCAAACUCGUGCUGAAGGCUGCAGCAUGAGCCCAGGUACCUGGAUCACGGCUUUGCUGCUCGUUGUCCUGGCUGGGUUCCAGCACAGCUGCAGUUGCCUGGGCUGGCUCUGCUGGCCAUGGCAAGGAAAGCCAAGCCACCACUGGUGCAGGUCCAACCUUCCCAAACCCAGUGGGACGCAGGGAGGGUGCCCAAGGAACGGCGCUGUGGGAUGGGCGGGUGCUCACGCUUCUGGCAUCAUCAAGUCUUCCAGUACCAACAGCUCAUGGUCUGCUCCGUGCUUAUUCCUGCUGGGAGCUGGGACUGGAGAGCAGCACCCUCUGCUCCAACCAGCUCCUGCUGCACUUUUACUUGAAUACAGGAAGGAGUUUCCCCUUCUCAACAUAAAUAUUCCAGUAGCAAAAUGUAUUCAAAUGUGAAGAGUAAAUUACAUCUAUUAAUCAAGAAGCAUUAUGCAAAUAAUUAGGAGCAUGUAAAUUAAUUUUCUAUCUAUGCAUGGGAUGCAUACUGUAUAUUUUAUUAAAGAUCUCAAUGACCUGC